Molecule: messenger RNA, 2606 nt
Organism: Acanthaster planci (crown-of-thorns starfish)
Lineage: Eukaryota; Metazoa; Echinodermata; Asteroidea; Valvatida; Acanthasteridae
Product: SEC14-like protein 2
Cellular component (GO): cytoplasm
Source: RefSeq, a predicted model, not a curated record
GAAAACCGAGUUUCCGACCCAGAUGCAUGGCGGCGAACUUGUUGGAAAUCGUGUAAAAUCAAUAUUCCUAAUUUCACCAGCUGUUGAUAGAGCAUUGAUGGAAAGGUCGGCACUGCUUCGUUCAGACGCUGUGCACUGCUCAUUGCAGUUGGUUGUGGCGUGAUUUAUGUGGGGAAAAGUCAAAGGUUUCCUCUGGAGCACGCUACCUUGAGUUGGACAGUUUACCGCACAUUGGCCGGAGUGUUUGCCCAGGAGACAGAGUGUGGUGGCAACCGUGGUUCGACACGGGCCGUGUCGUGGUCAUGAUCGUGUGACAGUUCAGACACACUCAUCACAUCAUCUUAUCAUUAAAUGGAUAGCAGUUGAAGAACUUCAAACUGGUUCACGAGCGUGUUUGAAAGUGACUUGAGAUAUCAUCAUGAAUGGCUUAAUCCCUCAGCUAACUACAGAACAACUUCACAAACUCCAUCAGUUUCGUUCAGCUGUGUCUGAUAUCCUGAAGCCUGAACACGAUGACCAUUACUUGUUGCGAUGGCUCAGAGCUCGGAAAUUUGAUCUCAAGAAAUCAGAGAAGAUGCUCCGUGAUCAUUUUGAGUUCCGGAAACGUUGGGAUGUGGAUUAUAUCGCCAAUCAAUGGAAGCCACCUGAGGUCUUAGAUAAGUUCUUUGUCGGUGGACUGUUCGGCGAGGACCGGGAGGGCUCCCCCGUUUGGUUUGACCCUUAUGGCCACAUUGACACCAAGGGCAUCGUCAUGUCGGUGGCCAGGCAAGACUUCUUGAGGUUCAAGAUCUUGGCCUGCGAGAGAAUACAGCAGGCACUGAGAGAACAAUCCAAGAAGCAUGGCCGGCGGAUUGAGAUGUAUACAUUGGUCUUCGAUCUGGACAGAGUCAACUUCUCCCAUCUGUGGCGGCCGUUUGUCAAUCUCUACAACGAGGUGAUCAAAAUCUGGGAAGCGAACUACCCGGAAAGCUUGAAAGUUGUUCUGGUUAUCAACACUCCGAAGAUGUUUUCCGUAGGCUUCAAUUUGAUCAAACCAUUUCUGAGCGAAGAGACAGCUGCCAAGGCUGUCAUUGUCGAUAGCCAUUACCACGAGGCUUUGUUCAACAUGAUUUCAAAGGAGAACGUUCCCAUACAUUACGGAGGGACGGCGGUUGACAGUGACAAUGACCCAAAGUGUCGCUCUAAGAUUUGUUUUGGCGGUAAAGUUCCGAAGUCCUACUAUCUCAACGAUCAGUUCAACUUUGACAACAUGAGCCAGGUGUGGGUUCCAAGUGGGACUGUGUGGGACCUGAAGUACCAAGUCACUGUGCCAGGCUCGGUGUUAAAGUGGGAGUUUAAAACUGAAAAGUGCAAUAUUGGUUACGGAGUGUUCCUGCAAGUCGCUUCCCGUCCAAAGCAAGAUGAUCACAAGAGAGGGCAUGGCAAAGCCAGGAACCAUUCCUCGUCUUCGACAUCGUCUGCCUCGUCGUCAUCGUCGUCGUCGAGUAGGGAUGGUUGCUACGACUUGAUAGAGAUGAGGCCGCUGGAGAAAGUGCAUAGCGAGAUGGUACCUGAGGCUGGGGGACUGAGAUGUGAGGAACCUGGAACCUAUAUUCUGAGGUUUGACAAUACGUACAGCUGGCUGCGAGGCAAGCGGGUCUUCUACUCAGUGGAAGUCAUGCUGCCUGCCGAGGAGUUAACCAUCGACAAGAACCCGCCCUGAUUCAGCCUGGAACCUUUUGGGCUGCAGACAGGCAAACUUGCUCUUCCUUGGAAAUCGAUUCCAGUCGCUGCUACUUUGUAGUUGCGACGAAUGCCAUGCAAUAUCCACGAACACUUCUUGUCGACUGGACUUUUGUACCAAUCUAUUUCUUGGUUUAAGAUACAAUAAUUGUAUACUGCACUAUUUUCUAGAAAUCUAUGAAAAAGAAUUGUCUUUCACUCUUAAAUUACUAUGGAAAACUACAUGUUUAAAUAUACAAAGUAUUUUUCAGACAGCAGGUUAUUUGAAAAGUUAUAGCUCUAUUGUAGAUUUGGUCUAUUGAAACAGGUAUAUAUAUGUAUAUGAACAAUUUUAUAAUAUAUUAUGAUAAGGAAAUGUUCCGAAGUUGAAAUUAUGAAUUGAAACUGUUGCUUGGUUAUAUGAAUCUCGGCUUAGAUUUGGACAAGAUCAUAGUUCAUGCCAGUUUCGGCCAGUCAACAGAGAGCGCAUUCCAACUUAUUAAUAUGCACACUGAACAGAAGUCAACCUAUGUACAUGUACACUAGCGUUGUGGUACCUGAUUGUUUUUUUCGCUCACUGUCAAUAUUGCUUGUUACAUGUACAUUAGUUUAUUAAUUAUAUACAUUUUUUUGCCACAAAAGGUGAUGCUGAUAUGAAAGUUAUAUUAAGGCCAAUGCUGGAAUGAUUCCUACAUAAUUAUGUAGCAAUCAAAAACAUCAUUCUUUGCUUUAGCGUACACGGCAUAAUACAAGUAAUUAUACAUUUAAAAAAGGGUUUUACUCCGACCAGAUACCACAUAAAGCAUAUUACUUCUACAUUUAGAAAUGCCAAUUAUCCUUCGUUUAAUAGACCAAUUGCACCUGCUGAGUCCCGUGACCUAUAGUGGGUACUUGUAUAUAAAAUA